This is a messenger RNA of Fusarium mangiferae, 972 nucleotides long. RefSeq lists its product as uncharacterized. Gene Ontology annotation, biological process: mitotic sister chromatid segregation; kinetochore assembly. The transcript is spliced from 2 exons. Bases 1 to 972 code for a protein of 323 amino acids. Lineage: Eukaryota; Fungi; Ascomycota; Sordariomycetes; Hypocreales; Nectriaceae. The record is from RefSeq and is a predicted model, not a curated record. Gene Ontology annotation, cellular component: nucleus.
AUGGACUACAGGUCGCAAUCUACAGCGAAAGAGGAGUACAUAGCCAAUGUUGAUCAGACAUUGAGAGAACUCCAAGAGAAAGUCCAACAACAUGAAAACGAGUUGGAGAAGCUUCGUUCAGAGCAAAGCCAACCCCCACAGUCUGCGGCUGGACAGGCACGUCUCAUACAGGUGGCUCUCAAAGAAGUGACAGUGUCGGAUCCCUUUCUCCCCUCGCCAAGGUCGCUGCUACCGACGCUGUUGGCGUUUCGCAAGACUCACCAGACCAUUCAAGAGUCCAAAUCCUAUCUUGCCUCUCAGCGUGCGGGACAUGAACAACUAUCGCGUCAGCUUGAGGUGGAUGAAGCGCGCCUCAAAGAUCAAAAUCUACUUGGCGAUGCUCUAGCUGCGCGUAUCUCGUCGUUACGCGAUGAAGUAGAUGCGGGUACUCACGUCACCCAGGGAGAAGGAGCAAAGGAACUAUUGCAAGAACUCAGGGCUAAGAAGAAGUCUUAUGACAGAGAGACGUCAAAACUCAUGAAAGCUCUCCUUCGAUUCAUCGAUAAUCAGCUGGCACCCAUGCUUGCCGCAGAAGAGCUAGGAGGGCCUGUGGUUGGGGAUCUUAUAGGUAUUGAUGGAGAUGAUUUGGCCGCCGGAUUUAACGCACAAGGGAAACUCAGGAAACCAAAGGACAGUGACGAUAAAGGAGAUAAACGGCAACGCAGAAUCGAUGAGAUUUGGGGACAGGCUACUAAUGAGGGCACUGGGCGUCAGGACGAGAUUGCAGCUGCAGCUGCAGAGAUGAAGCAACUGACAGAGGAGCUUCUCAACACGCUUGCUGAAGCACAAGGCAAUAACUCAGCAUCGUAUGUGCAAUUGUCGCGUGAAACCGCGGCUGCACGGUUUUUGGUCAGGUCUAAGGUUGCACAAUUCCAUCCUAAAGAUGCAACCAGGCUCAAACUGGUGGACUUCGGACGAGAUCUGGAACCCUGA